Alternaria ethzedia is the source of this 297-nucleotide messenger RNA. RefSeq lists its product as uncharacterized. The coding region runs from base 1 to 297 and encodes 98 amino acids. The transcript has 2 exons. Gene Ontology annotation, cellular component: U6 snRNP; precatalytic spliceosome; U4/U6 x U5 tri-snRNP complex. Lineage: Eukaryota; Fungi; Ascomycota; Dothideomycetes; Pleosporales; Pleosporaceae. Gene Ontology annotation, biological process: mRNA splicing, via spliceosome. The record is from RefSeq and is a predicted model, not a curated record. Gene Ontology annotation, molecular function: RNA binding.
AUGGCACUAAACGCCUACCUAAACAAGCGCGUAUCAGUCCUCACCCUCGAUGGCCGCACCAUGGUCGGGCUCCUCCACUCGUGCGACGGCAGCAUGAACCUCGUCCUCCAAGAAGCCGUCGAGCGCAUCAUCCGACCGAUAGAAGACGAAGAACCCAGUGAAGAGGUGCCUCUUGGGCUGUACAUCAUACGGGGCGAUAGUGUGGCGGUGGUGGGCAGAGUGGAUGAGGAGAUUGACACGAAGAUUGACUGGGGCAAGGUGCAUGGCGAGGUGUUGGGCGGCACGAGACAUACUUGA